AUGGACAUCCUUGAGACAGACGCCUAUGACCGGAGGCAGAAGAGAAACACGUCCUGUGCACUCUGUCUCUCUCUUGUGCCUUUCUUUUUGGCCACAGCUGCCUUCUUCUACACAAGGACUCCUGACUUUGCACCCUCCGCCGUGGCCGCAGGUGUCAAGGCAGCGCCCACGCUGCUGUUGGCUUUUCUGGUGCUGAGCUGGAAGGGAGGUCAGAGUGUCCUGGGAGUGGCAGGAGGACUGGUCUCCUCAGCGGUUGGUGACAUCUGCCUGGUCUGGUCUGAGCUUUUUCUCCACGGAAUGGGUGCAUUUGCUGUGGCUCAUCUACUGUACGCAUUCUCCUUCCUCUCCGCCCGCUAUUCACCACUUUCCUCGUCGUCCUGCUGGAUCCGCUUUCUAUAUGUGCUCCUGUUUGUGAUGGGAGGAGGUUCCUAUGUCUAUCUAUACCCCUACAUUCAGAAAGCCCCUGACGCAGCUGUACUGACUCCAGCCGUUGGAGUGUACGUUGCCUUAAUUACUCUGAUGGUGGCAUUAGCCGUCCGAACCCGCCGGGCAGCAACAUUGUUAGGAGGCUUGUCCUUCAUGGUGUCUGAUCUGACACUGGCCCUGCAAAUAUUCAAGGUGAUGCCGUCGCUGGAGCAUGGCUACACCAUUGUCAUGAUAACCUAUUAUUUAGCACAACUUCUAAUCGCUGUGGGUGAUAUAAAAGCGGUGGAGAACGAAGAUGACUUUGCAAAAUGGAAGAGGUCCUAAGUAGCAUCCCUGUGGCAUCCCUCAAGUCUGAAGUAUCCUCCUCACACUU
Messenger RNA from Myripristis murdjan (pinecone soldierfish), 799 nucleotides. RefSeq names its product transmembrane protein 86B (gene tmem86b). Gene Ontology annotation, cellular component: membrane. The transcript has 3 exons. Gene Ontology annotation, molecular function: hydrolase activity. The record is from RefSeq and is a predicted model, not a curated record. The coding region runs from base 1 to 750 and encodes 249 amino acids. Lineage: Eukaryota; Metazoa; Chordata; Actinopteri; Holocentriformes; Holocentridae.